Molecule: messenger RNA, 1413 nt
Organism: Ilyonectria robusta
Lineage: Eukaryota; Fungi; Ascomycota; Sordariomycetes; Hypocreales; Nectriaceae
Product: cytidylyltransferase family-domain-containing protein
Exons: 4
Coding region: 1-1413 (470 amino acids)
Cellular component (GO): endoplasmic reticulum membrane
Molecular function (GO): phosphatidate cytidylyltransferase activity
Source: RefSeq, a predicted model, not a curated record
AUGGCCCGGUCAAAGAGAGGGGUUAGGUUCCCCAACCGCCAAAAUGGCUCCGAUGGACGACGAUCAAGCUUCAGUGACUUGAGCGAUGAUGGUCAAUCUCCCUCCAAGGGCAAGGCUCAGGCCCAGCUUGCCACUGUCAACGAGAAGCCCCCCACUGCAGCUGAUAAACAGGCCGAUUACGAGAAGAAAAAGGCCAACUUCAUUACUCGCACCUUCUGGAGCUUUGUCAUGUUUGGCCUCUUCUUCUCCGCGCUCUUUAUGGGUCACAUCUACAUCAUCACCAUCAUCACGGCCGUCCAAAUCGUCUCCUUCAAGGAGGUUAUCGCUAUCGCCAACGUCCCGAGCCGCGCCCGUUCCCUGCGAUCCACCAAGAGCCUCAACUGGUACUGGCUCGCGACUACUAUGUACUUCCUCUACGGCGAGACUGUCAUCUACUACUUCAAGCAUAUUGUCCUCGUCGACAAGGUGCUGCUACCUCUGGCUACCCACCAUCGCUUCAUUAGCUUCAUUCUCUAUGUCUUUGGCUUUGUCUGCUUCGUCGCUUCCCUGCAGGCCGGUAAUUACAAAUUUCAGUUUACCAACUUUGCCUGGACGCACAUGGCCCUGUACCUCAUUGUCGUUCAGGCCCAUUUCGUCAUGAACAACGUCUUCGAGGGCAUGAUCUGGUUCUUCCUACCCGCCGCCCUCGUCAUCACCAACGAUAUUUUUGCCUACAUUUGUGGCAUUGCCUUUGGUCGCACCCAACUCAUCAAGCUCUCCCCCAAGAAGACGGUUGAGGGCUUCGUUGGCGCCUGGAUCAUGACCGUUUUGUUUGCCAUCCUUCUCGUCAACAUCAUGAUGCGCUCCAAGUACUUCAUCUGCCCUGUCAAUGACCUUGGUGCCACUAUUUUCACUGGCCUCGAGUGCGACCCCAACCCAGUGUUCCACCCCAAGACCUACCAGCUACCCGAGUUCUUUUUCCUUCCUCAGAAGACCAGCUUUUCCGUCACUUUUGCUCCCAUGCAGCUUCACUCCCUCGUUCUCGCCACUUUCGCCUCUCUUAUCGCCCCCUUUGGCGGCUUCUUCGCCUCCGGCCUGAAGCGCACUUUCAAGAUCAAGGACUUUGGUGACUCUAUUCCCGGCCACGGUGGCAUUACCGAUCGCAUGGAUUGCCAGUUUAUCAUGGGUUUCUUUGCGUACAUGUACUACCACACUUUCAUCGCCCUGCACAAGGUCAACCUCGGUAUUGUUCUUGAGACGGCCAUUACCAGCUUGUCUCCUGAUGAGCAGAUGGAGCUCGUCAAGAGCAUGGGCCGCUACCUUGGCAACCAGGGUAUCAUGCCCGAGGAGGUAAGCGAACUCAUUAUCCCAUUCUCAUCGAUGCUAACCGAUUACUGUAGUUCGUUGAAUGCAUUGACAAGUUCAUGCCCUUGA